GGGGGGCGGGGCAGGACCGGGAACGGGGCUGCGCGGGGGCGGGGAGCAGGUACCGGGGCCGGGAGCAGGGACCGGGGCCGGGAGCAGGUACCGGGGCCGGGCGGGGCAGCACCGGCCUCAGGUCUAUACCGGGAGCGGCAGAGCGGUGCUGGGGUCGGGCCGUACCGGGACCGGCGGUAUUCGGUGCGAGAAACAGAACCGGGAGCGGAUUGGGCUGAACCGGGCCCUUCCCGGUACCGGAGCGGGCCCGCUCCAUCCCCCGGUACCGCUGCAAGCCCUGUCCCCUCUGUCCCGCAGCCCCGGUGCCCCCGCCAUGCUGCCCCGGGCCGCUUGGGCGGCUCUCCGGUGACACCGGGCGGCUCUCCGGUAACACCGGGCGGCUCCCCGGUAAAACCGGGCGGCUCUCCGGUAACACCGGGCGGCUCCCCGGUAAAACCGGGCGGCUCUCCGGUAACACCGGGCGGCCCCGCGAUGCUGCGGCGGCUGCUGGAGCGGCCGUGCUCGCUGGCGCUGCUGGUCGGGUGCCAGUUCGCCUUCGUGGCGUAUUUCUCGCUGGGCGGGUUCCGGAACCUCACGGCGCUGUUCGGUCGCUCCGCCGGUCCCGCCGUGGAUUAUUCCCGGACUCACGACGUGUACGCCAACCUCAGCCGGGUCGGUGCCGGUUUCGGUACCGGGAAUGGCCCCGCUGAGCCGCCGGACCCCGCACGGCCGCUGCCGUUCUGCCCGGAGAGAUCGCCGUUCCUCGGUGAGAACGGGAGGGGAACCGGGAGAGGAACGGGAGGGGAACGGAGACCCCUGAGAGGGAACCGGGAGGGGAACGGAGAGCCUCGAGGUGGAAACCGGGGAGAGGAGAGGAACCGGGCAGCGCUGGGGGAAAGAACCGGAGACCCCCCCGGGAGGAACCGGGAGCGGGGGGAAGGAACCGGAGACCCCCGGAGGGGAAGGAACGGAGACCCCCGAGGGGCUCCGGUUCUUUCCCGCGGGGGGGAAGGACCGGGGAGUGACCCCUCCCCGUGGGAGGAGGAACCGGUGCCGCCCCUCCCCCGUUUUGGGGUGACCCCAGGAGAUUUUGGGGUGACCCCAGGAGAUUUUGGGGUGACCCCAGGAGAUUUUGGGGUGUCCCAGGCCGGGAACUGCACGUUCAACCGGGCCAAGCUGCUGAACGUGGGCGUGAAGGAGGCCCUGAAGGACGAGGACUGGGACUGCCUGUUCCUGCACGACGUGGACCUGAUCCCCGAGAACGACCACAACCUGUACACCUGCGACCCCUGGAACCCCAAACACGCCUCCGUGGCCAUGAACAAAUUCGGCUACAGCCUGCCCUACCCGCAGUAUUUCGGGGGGGUCUCGGCGCUGACCCCCGACCAGUACAUGAAGAUCAACGGGUUCCCCAACGAGUACUGGGGCUGGGGGGGUGAGGACGAUGACAUCGCCACCAGGGUGCGCCUGGCCGGGAUGAAGAUCUCCCGCCCGCCCGUCUCCAUCGGCCACUACAAGAUGGUCAAACACAAGAGCGACAAAGGCAACGAGGAGAACCCGCACAGGUUCGACCUGCUGGUGCGGACGCAGCGCACGUGGACGCAGGACGGGAUGAACUCGCUGAGCUACGCGCUGCUGGCGCGGGAGCUGCGCCCCCUCUACACCAACCUGACGGCCGACAUCGGCUGCGACCCCCGCGCCCGCGCCCGCGCCCCCCCCGCCAGCCGCUUCCGCGAGGAGAUGCUGCGCAAGCCCCCCCCCCGCGGGGACCUGCCGCCGCUGGCAUUGUCGCUGUCACCUCCCCGCGGCGACAACGGCACCGCGGCCCCGCCCCGAGGAGAGGGGACAGCCGGGGGACAGCGCGAGGGGACGGUGACAGCGAGGGGGGGCAACCAGAGCGUGGCACCCCCGCCCUGAGCCCCAAAUCGCCGCCCCCCCCCCCCCCCGGGGUGGACUCUGGGCUGGCAGGGGGGGGACAGGGACACCGACACCCCUCGUGGGGACACGGGACACCCCCAGGGGGACACAGGGACACUCCCGGGGGGUGGGGGGGGGACACGGGGCUCGGCCGGCGCUGCCCCCCCCCCCCGCGGUGGGUCUGGGGUCCCCGGAUGGGCGCGCGGGUAUUUAUUCUAUUUAUGAGCCGCUCCCUGCACCUUUCCAAAGGGUUUUUUUCAAUUAAAAAAAAAAUCAUUUUGUCCUA
This is a messenger RNA of Pyrgilauda ruficollis (rufous-necked snowfinch), 2182 nucleotides long. It is a transcript of the gene B4GALT3, whose product is annotated as beta-1,4-galactosyltransferase 3. Gene Ontology annotation, molecular function: glycosyltransferase activity. The coding region runs from base 472 to 1896 and encodes 474 amino acids. Lineage: Eukaryota; Metazoa; Chordata; Aves; Passeriformes; Passeridae. The transcript has 6 exons. The record is from RefSeq and is a predicted model, not a curated record. Gene Ontology annotation, biological process: galactosylceramide biosynthetic process; carbohydrate metabolic process.